CAUCCUUUAAUUUGAGCCGAGCCGCCGUGGGGUCCGCACGUUCACUAAGGAUCUGCCUCAUUCUCCACACUAAACCGGGAGCCGCUGGGAUUUUUUCACCUCCUGGCGUCUGCACCCAUCCCAGAACUGGAUUUUUAAAACUUGAAACUCUUUGAGGGGUUUUUGUUUUUAGAUUUUGUUUUUAGUUGAGCACAUCUAAAGGAAAAAUGGGAGCCAGUAUGUCCAGGGGUGAUGUAGCUGUCGAGGGGAAAGCUGCGGCUGACCCAGCUGCUGCCAAAGCCAAUGGCCAGGAAAAUGGUCAUGUGAAGACUAAUGGAGACGUCUCUGCCAAACCAGACGGGGAUGCUGCUGCUGCAGAUGGUAACGGCAGUGCAGAGCCAGCCAAAGAGGGAGAGGCCGGCACCGGGGAUGCCAUCGAGCCUGCUCCAGCUGCCGAGGGCGAACCUGCCAAGGCUGAGGGUGAGCCUGUGAAGGAGAAGAAGAAGAAAAAGUUCUCCCUGAAGAACUCCUUCAAGUUCAAGGGCAUCUCCCUGAAGAAAAGCAAGAAGGGCAGUGAGGAGGGCAAAGAGGAGGCCACCUCGCCCACAACUGAGGACAAGCCCGAGGAGAACGGCCAUGCGGCCAAGGAAACCAAAGAGGAGACGCCAGCUGCAGCUGAGGCCAAGGAAGGAGAGGGAGCAGCAGCAGCAGCUGCUGAAGCUGCUCCAGAGGCUGAGGCCCAGCCUGCAGAGGAGGCCCCUCCCACAGAAGCAGCCCCUGCUCCCGAGGCCCCCGCUGAGGACACGACACCUGCAGCCUCUGAGCCCGAGGCCAAGGCAGAGUGACUGCACACUGCCAGCACCUGAACUCAUUUUCCAAGAUUAAAGUAUAUAAAUAUAUAUAUGAGAGACUCGUGCCACGUCCUUAAAGUUCUAAACAAAAUGACAAAAGAAGACAAGGAUUUAUCACGUUUGCUGAUUCAACCACCAGUUCACUGCCUUUUAUUAGUUCUUCGACAGGCGGAAUUCACCGGGCCCUCUCAUGACGAAAGUGUCUGCUUGUGUCGCCCCUCAUGGUACACAGAGACUGGCGUGUGGCAAAGGUAAUGGAUUGGAUGUGAAGCAAAUCAGGAAUACUGACUUAUUUUCCCAAUUCAUGGAGAAGCAUCCUUGAAACAGCGUGGCAACCCUAUAACAUUUUAUUUUCUUUGUCAUCUUUUGGGAUCUUCUAAAAAUGUCACUGUUACGGAGCGGGGCAGACCAUCUCACUCGAAAUGACUGUUAUAUGGACACAUAAACCUUUCAAAUGAGCAUAUUAAUUUUUAGAAUUCUACAUUCCUAUGUUUUACCCCAAAAUUUCAAGUAUUUUGUCAUGUAUAGAAAAGUGAAAAACAGAGGAGGGGAGUUGGAAAAGAUCUGUCUUUUGUUUGUGCUUUUUUUUCUGGCUAAAACCACAUCAAGCUUCUUGACUAUUGCAGUGUUCACAUUUCAGAGUUUAUGAUGCAGGGGUGGGGAUUGUGUACAAAAAUGUGAGCUUUUUAUCUGCCAACUGUCUCUGUAAAUAUGUUUGGCCAAUUAUUUUGGUUCUCUUUAUUUUGCUAUCGUUUUAAGAUGUUAAUGGUUUUAUUGUAACUUUUAAUAAGGGUAAUAAAUGUUCGAUCCCCUC
Molecule: messenger RNA, 1644 nt
Organism: Boleophthalmus pectinirostris (great blue-spotted mudskipper)
Lineage: Eukaryota; Metazoa; Chordata; Actinopteri; Gobiiformes; Gobiidae
Gene: marcksl1a
Product: MARCKS-like 1a
Exons: 2
Coding region: 207-824 (205 amino acids)
Biological process (GO): actin filament organization; central nervous system development
Cellular component (GO): cytoplasm; plasma membrane
Molecular function (GO): calmodulin binding; actin filament binding
Source: RefSeq, a predicted model, not a curated record